UGCUUGCUCCUCCUCCCCAAUCGUCUCCUCCAACCCGUCCCAGUCCACCAGCUCCUCCGUCUGGUGCUUCAACUGCUGGCGACGCCCCAGGCAGACUCUGAGCUCGAGCACCCAUUCCAGUGAAGCCGCCUGGGUACUACCGGCUCGGUACAAGGCGCGUACGACGCCGCCACGGCUCUCUGCCGACGCGGUCUUGAUCCAGGGCAGCAACCACGACGAGUACACGCCCGCGCGCUUCACACGACGCAGCCGGACCUUGCCCAACAUGUCCAGCAACGAUGACGACCCGACAAGGGACUCUGCGCCCGACUUGCAGAUCCUCGGCGACCAGGUCACCUUCCAGCCGCGCAGCUACAUCGAGGAACGUGGCGGCAGCGACGACAACGAGGAGGCCCUCAUGAAGAACAUGCACAGCUUCCGCGCCGAGCCGCUCCAAUUCCUCCGCGAGGUCUCCCUCUACGUCUCUGGCACCGGCUGGCGCGCCUACGACAGUGUCAUCGGCCGCCCAAUCUUCUACCCAGGCUUCAGCGAGCAGAUGAUGAACUCGGUCGUGUCGGCUCCGCUCCUGCGCACCCGCAUACGACAGCUUGCCGAGCAGCGUGUCGAGACCGAGGAAAAGGAAGGAUGGCUGGACUCGAAAGCAUCAAAUUACCCACUGAAGCGGGCACAGCGCCUGGCAGCCAUCGAGAACGGUCUCAAGGAGGUCGCGCAGAAGAUGACGAGCGACAUGAUCUGCAAGUUCGAAAGCAAGCCCUUCAUUCGAAGCGCAUACUAUGUAGUCACACAGCUGCUCACUCGCGCCUACCACCAAGGUAUUCACGUCUCCAGCGAGGAAGUUCUACGGUUACGAAAGGUAGCGGAGGAGGCAGAGAGGAAGGGCCAGAGCAUUAUAUUCUUGCCUUCACAUAGAUCGCACGUCGACUACGUGUCCAUGCAGCUCAUUUGUUAUCGCUUGGGGCUUGCGCUACCGGUUGUGGUCGCAGGAGACAACCUGAACUUCCCUGUGGUCGGAACAUUCUUGCAGCAUGCUGGAGCGAUGUGGAUCCGCCGUUCGUUCGGCAACGACACUCUGUACACGACACUUGUGCAGACUUAUAUCGACACAUUGUUACAGGGUGGCUACAACUUCGAGUGUUUUAUAGAGGGAGGCAGGUCUAGGACAGGCAAGUUGCUGUCGCCCAAAUUCGGCAUUCUGAGCUUUGUUUUGGACAGUAUAUUGUCGGGCAGGGUCAAGGACGCCGUCAUUUGCCCUGUCAGUACACAGUACGACAAGGUCAUUGAGACGGAAGGGUACGUCACAGAACUUCUUGGUGUCCCCAAGAAGAAGGAGAAUCUUGCCGAUUUCCUGAGCGGUGGCUCUUCAGUGCUGUCUCUCAAACUUGGCCGUGUCGAUGUCCGAUUUCACGAGCCUUGGAGCCUCCGCGGAUUUGUCGAUGAGCAAAUGAGUCGCCUCACGCCAUCGCCUAGCAAUCACAAUUGGGAGGCUAGGACACCAGAAAACACCAAGCUGCGACAAAAGCUGCUCCGCACUAUGGGCUACAAGGUGCUCUCGGACAUCAACGACGUCUCAGUAGUCAUGCCUACGGCACUGAUCGGCACAGUGUUGCUGACGCUACGAGGCCGAGGCGUGGGCAAGUCUGAACUCAUCCGGCGAAUCGAGUGGCUGACUGCUCGAGUUCGCGCUAAAGGUGGGAGAGUCGCACACUUUGGCACGUUACCACUGUCAGAUGUGGUGGAGAGAGGCCUCGAGGUCCUUGGCAAGGAUCUGGUCGGUGUCAUCACCGGCCUCGCUGAACCUACCUACUACGCUGUUGACCGUUUCCAACUUUCCUUCUACCGCAACAUGACGAUCCACCUUUUCAUUGCGGAGGCACUCGUCUCCGCCGCAAUGUACACGCGCGUCAAGCAAGGAGGCGGUCCCGAGAACCAGGAUAUCACGUAUGCAGCGCUGCGUGAGCAAGUGCUCUUCCUCUCCUCACUUUUCCGCGGCGAGUUUAUCUUCCCAAGCGAGGGUCUCGAGUCCAAUCUCGAGAAGACGCUGGUCGGGCUCGAGCAGGAUCAGGUGAUCUCUCUGCAUCGUGACGCAGAGGGAAAGCCUGUGACAAUCGGACUGUCCAAGGAGGAGCGCGAGGCCGGACGGGAGAACUACGACUUCUACUGCUUUUUGAUUUGGCCAUUCAUUGAGGCUAGCUGGCUGGCCGCCAUUUCCCUCAUGGGCUUGACCCCUCCCGCAGGGCAAGGGCCGGAUGAUAUCUGGAUCGAGGCUGCCAAGGCGCAAAACAGCGCGCAGCUUAUGGGCAAGACGCUCUACCACCAGGGCGACCUCUCCUAUUUCGAGGCCGUCAACAAAGAGACCCUCAAGAACUCUUACCAGCGUUUCGAAGAGGAGGGGAUCCUCUAUACAAUCAAGUCCAAGGACUCAAAGUUGUCCCCGCCCCGGCUGCGGCUCGCGAGCGAGUGGAUGCCCAUGCGCGACCCGGUGAGCGGGCGCGUCGUGGCGGAUGGCCGACUAUGGGCAUUUACGGAGCGGAUCGCAAUGAGCCGGCGCGAGGGAAAGAACCGGAGAGAUGGCGCGACGGUCAGCACGAGGGUGCUACGGUUGACGGAUGAACUUGGUGCAAAGUUGUUUGCUGAGGCCGCGGGUAAGGAGGAAGCCGGCAAGAUGAGUUCCGAGGAGAUUGCACGAGUCAAGCAGGAUAUAAAGGAGGAGCGAAGGAGGCGGAAAUUGGAAGGCAGAGCGAGGUUGUAAAGACGGCUCUUGGUCUAAUUUCCAUGUAAGAUGAGAAAGGUGUGGUAGUUUCCCAAUGAUUCUGGACACGACUUAAUGUUGUCCAGCCAGGCGUAAUGCACUGCGACGUUUCCAGGCCGGAUCCUCUUUGAUAACUGUCGUCCAUUUAAGCCUGUUCUUAUCGAUCGCAUUCUUCCAUUCGAGCCUAC
Microdochium trichocladiopsis is the source of this 2937-nucleotide messenger RNA. RefSeq lists its product as uncharacterized. Lineage: Eukaryota; Fungi; Ascomycota; Sordariomycetes; Xylariales; Microdochiaceae. The coding region runs from base 266 to 2749 and encodes 827 amino acids. Gene Ontology annotation, cellular component: mitochondrial membrane. The transcript is spliced from 4 exons. The record is from RefSeq and is a predicted model, not a curated record.